UUAUACCAUGGUUAAAACCCAUGCUUUAUCCGUGUAGUCCUGUCGCGAUUUCGCGCCUUAUUUAUGGCUGAUAAUGUGGCAAUAAAUUGUGAGAGAAUAGUGACAUACGUAUUAUAAUGUAAAUAAAAAAUUUGUAGCACUAUCGAUAUGUCUGCAAUAUUGUUGAAAAAAAGUCUUAAGAAAUUAUUCGGUCAUGAUGAUUUCAAAAGUGACACCCAAAGACAUGCAACCCUUGCUGUUUACGAAAGAAAGAAAGAUGUGUACAUCUGUAUGCCGACAGGGUCAGGGAAGUCGUUGUGCUUUCAACUGCCAGCAGUUCUCCAGGAGAAUAAAGUUGCACUAAUUUUUUCUCCAUUGAUAGCUUUGAUAAAGAAUCAAGUCGACAUUUUACAGUCUUUGAAAAUCAAUGCUAAAUGUCUCAAUUCUAAGACACCUUUGGAAGAAAAAACUGCGAUACUGAAAGAUUUGCAGUCAAAAAAACCCCGAAUCAAGAUGUUGUAUAUCACACCGGAAAUGGGUGCUACGCGCACUUUUGAGAAUGUGGUAAUGGAAUUGCACAACUCUGAAGUAAUUUCAUACAUCGUGAUCGACGAAGCUCAUUGUUUGAGUCAGUGGGGUCACGAUUUUCGACCCACUUAUAGGCAAUUGGGACGAUACAGAGAAAUAUGUCCUGAUAUUCCGAUGAUAGCUCUAACAGCAACGGCUGAUAAAGAGGUAGUUGAAGACAUAUUUGGAACGUUGAAAAUGAAGAAUCCACUCAAUUUUGCACUUCCCGUAUUUCGCCAAAAUCUCUAUUACGAUGUCUGGUUCAUUGAGUCCUUGGCGAAUCCAUAUGUGCACUUGAAAAACUUCAUAAUAGAUGCAUUAGGGCCGAUGAAUGAGUCAGUUCCAAAAGAAAAGCGAAACUGCGGCAUCAUUUAUUGCCGCAAGAAAGACGACACUGAACUUUUGGCUGAGAAAUUAAGUUCAAUGGGCAUCACAACUUUGGCUUAUCAUGCAGGACUCACAAAUAAAGUCCGUAAUUCAACUCAGAAUAGGUGGACUGUCGGAGAAGUGCCGGUUAUCGCAGCAACUUGCAGUUUUGGAAUGGGAGUCGACAAGGGAUCUGUCAGGUUCGUUGUGCAUUGGACGGUGCCUCAAACUGUUGGCAGCUAUUAUCAGGAGUCUGGAAGGGCAGGAAGAGACGGAAAACCGGCGUUCUGUCGGAUUUAUUUCAGUAAAGCUGAAAAUGGCGUGAUUAGCUUCAUCUUGCGUAAUGCCAAGGACGAAAAUACUCAAUUAGCAGUUUCCAAGUGGAAGAGCUUUGAAAAAAUGGUUUCUUACUGCACGGAGGCAAAAUGUCGUCAUGCUGUAUUUUCAAAACAUUUUGGCGACAAGCCACCAGCUUGUGUAAACCAAUGCGAUAGCUGUGAAAAUCGAAAGACAGUUGAGCAACGUAUUGAUCAGUUCGUAAACUGCAGUUCCAAUGUUCAAAGGCCAAUGAAGAAUCAGGCCAACGAUGGUUUCGGUCUUGCUAAGUUUGACACAUUCGCGGCAGAUACUGAUUCUGACGGCGAUGGAACAUCCAGCGAUGCAAUCACGGCGCAAGAGAAACGCGAAGCUAGAGAAUUGAUUCAGCAACAAUUCGCUUUACGCAGAGGAAAACAAAAAUCUGUUACGCCGAAAACACAGAGCACUUUGGCUGUGUUAAAAUCAAAUGUCCAAUCCGCUGAUGCAACUGCUGUUAAAGUGAAGGGCUUGUCUAUUGAGUUGCGGGAACAUUUUUACAAGUUAUUGACUGAAGAAUUGACGAAAAAUUGGAAACUUUUCAAAAAUCACCAAGCAUUGAUUUCGUUCACUGAAAACGAUAUUAAUUCCUUGGCAAAAAAUCUCGAAUAUUCAAUUUUUGGCCGCACGACCGCCGUCAAUGUCUACAAAAUUAACAUUGCAAAAUUGGUUUAUACAUUGACAAAGUCAAACCGUGCGCAGGUCCUUGAUGCUAAUUUGGAACACUAUAAGCCAAAUACAACUAAUAUUUCAGCCUACCAAGUAUCGAACAAACCAAAACUAGGCAAACAAGAAGCUUCGAGUUCCUCCAACGGCUUUGUACUUGCCAAAGAUAUUUACAAUAAUUCUAAACAACCGGAAAACAAGAAAAAGUCAAACAAAAAACCGACGAUAUCUGAUUUCAUGAUCAAAUUGAAUGAUCCAAAAGUGGAUCGGUCAAAAAUCAAACAUGAAAACGAAUCUAAAAUUGCUUCAGACAUCGCCAAAAAUUUAAAAACUCAUCACUCCGAUAAAACGAGUGACAAGGAUAUUAGCAAAAAGCGAAAAACUGAUGCAAUAACAAUAAUUGACUUGGUGUCUAACAGUUCAAAGAAGAUAAAGUCGGAAACGAUUGAAAUAGUUGAAGAAAACGUUCAUUUAUCAAAAAAUCGAACGGAUCAACUCAAUGUGCUCGACGAUGAUUGUAGAAAACCAUUAAAUGAUAAAAGCAUUGAUAUUGAUGACAGUAAAAGUAAUUUCAGGAAUGUUGACGGCACAAAAAAAGACAACGGAUCAUCUUUCGAUGGUGUUUCUGUAUCUAAGGAUAGUGUUGCGCAGAAAUUAGAAAACAAGGCAGGACUUUCAAAGACAAGUGCAGUAAGCAAAAGCACGUCGGUAUCAAUAGAAAAAAUAUCGGACGUUGAUGUGCCUGAAAGACGGAAAUCCCACAGGAAAUCAACGGGAAUUCAUAAGCAUUCAGUUGAUAAAUGCAGAGGAGACAGUCAUGCCAAAAACUGCGAAGAUCUACUUUCAUCAAUCAAAAGCGCACUAAACCCUUAUUACAAAGAUCAGUUCAUCCGGGACAAAGAAGCCUUCAAAACAAUCGCAAAAUCCAUUCACACGAAUUUGAAAACUAAUCGCACUUACGAUCGGCGAGAGAUUAGUGCGAUUGUGUUGGAGUACAUGACGAAUAUCAGUCGAAAAUAGCGUCGGCGUUUAUCAGUAUUCCGAAAUUUCGUAUACAUAAACGAGUUGUGAAAGUUGAUCAGAGGUGAGUUGUUUCAAAUGUUAAUAAAAUUGGUGGAGUCGAGUUCCUACCAAGAAAUACAUCAAUUUCCGCUUAUUUUCAACCCAGUACUGUGAUAUAUGUAAUUGCUCUUGUGUAGAUAAAAUAAUAAUAAAUUAUUAUUCAAAACAAUAUGUAAAAUUGUUUCUUUCUGUCUGGUCGAAACAGUGCACUGUUUAUUCAAUUUACAAAGAAAUAAAUAAUCAUUCAAUUAUACUAUGGAAUUAAUAAAGGGAUUAAUAUCAAACCCUUUACGAGCAAUGGAAUGCCUGAUAUCAUCAUGAUCAUUAUCAUCAUCAGCAUCAUCAUUAUCAUUAUCAUCAAUAAACACAAGUAAAUAAUUUACGUACACAAUAAUCGAAAAAUUAAGUCGAAGACGUACAAACGUAAUUCCAUCUCUUCUCUUAUUGCAAUAACAAUAUUAAUAAAAGUAA
This is a messenger RNA of Diprion similis, 3465 nucleotides long. RefSeq names its product ATP-dependent DNA helicase Q5. NCBI's taxonomy places the organism in Eukaryota, Metazoa, Arthropoda, Insecta, Hymenoptera, Diprionidae. Gene Ontology annotation, molecular function: ATP binding; nucleic acid binding; four-way junction helicase activity. Gene Ontology annotation, biological process: double-strand break repair via homologous recombination. The record is from RefSeq and is a predicted model, not a curated record. Gene Ontology annotation, cellular component: chromosome; cytoplasm. The coding region runs from base 148 to 2952 and encodes 934 amino acids. The transcript is spliced from 14 exons.